UGCCAAGCUUGUCCGGUCCCACCCGUCCACCCAAACUGUGUGAAAGCAUCCGUUGUUCUGGUGGAGCUCCCCGGACACAUGGAGCAGAGGGAACCUGCUGUAGCUCAGUGAAGACUUUCCAGGCUGGAGACACAUUGAUCCUGUAGAGAAGAGAGAGGAACUCAGUCCGAGGCGUUUUCAAACUAUGGAGCAAACUGCGACCCUGAUAAUCUGAGAGAAAAGAGAGAAUAGCGUCAACUGAUCACAUCAAGGGUGCCUACAUGCUUCAGCAUCAUUUCCAGUUUCCCCUGAAGAGGAAUUUGGCACAUCACUGUGAAAGGCAUGAAUGAGGGUCGCUCUGCUCUCUUCAGAAGGUGCCACCUUGCCUUGUCCAAGGCUGACAGCCUCACAUCUGCUCCUGCCAGAGCUGUUGUCUCUGUGGACGCAGGCGAUGGCGAGGCCGCCCAGUCUGAGGCCGACGCUGCGUCUCCCCUCUCUGACCUCUCGCACUUGUUCGAGAGCGAAGAUGCCCCCCCAUCGACUCAGGACACGAGCCAGGAUUCAGCUGCUGGAGCUCUGGAGCUGGUUCAGCCCGGCCAGCCUGUGGACAGCAGACCGAACCUGCGGAUGAAGUUCCAGGGUGCUUUCAAAAAGGGCAUUUCCAACCCAAUGGACCUGCUGGAGUCCACCAUAUACGAGUCUAAUGUGGUUCAGGGACCCAAGAAAGCCCCCAUGGACUCGCUCUUUGACUACGGCACCUACAGCCAGAUGAGCAACCAAAAGAAACGCAGGAAGAAGCUUCCACGAGGUAAAACUGAGACGUCCUGUGAUGAUGGUCAAACAGAUCCACCAAAGAUCCUGAAAACAUUCAACCGCUCUCUCCUGUUUGACGGUGUGUCACGUGGAGAGCCCGGGGCCCUCGACGGCCUGUUAGAGUACCUGCAAAGUAACGGCAAGCGGUUAACUGAUGAGGAUUUCAGAGAGCCAUCAACAGGUAAGACCUGUCUGCCUAAAGCUCUGUUGAACCUUUACGCGGGUGAGAACGACACCAUCCCACUGCUGGUCGACAUCGCAGAGAAGACUGGAAACCUCAGGGAGUUCAUCAACUCACCCUUCAGGGAUCUUUACUACAGAGGACAAACAGCGCUCCACAUUGCCAUAGAGCGACGCUGCAAACAGUAUGUGGAGCUGCUGGUGGAGAAUGGGGCCGACGUUCAUGCCCAGGCCAGAGGUCGCUUCUUUCAGCCGAAAGAUGAAGGGGGCUACUUCUACUUUGGUGAGCUGCCUCUCUCGCUGGCUGCGUGCACUAACCAGCCUGACAUAGUGCACUACCUGACUGAGAACCCACACAAGAAAGCUGACCUGCGGCGCCAGGACUCCCGCGGCAACACGGUGCUGCACGCCCUGGUGCACAUCGGAGACAACACCAAGGACAACACCCGUUUCCUCACCAAGAUGUACGACCUGCUGCUGAUCAAGAGCGCCAAGCUCUACCCAGAAUGCAGCCUGGAGACGGUGCUCAACAGCGAUGGCAUGUCACCUCUCAUGAUGGCGGCCAAACUGGGCAAGAUAGGGGUUUUUCAGCACAUUAUCCGACGAGAGAUCAAAGAUGAAGAAGUUCGUCACCUGUCUCGAAAGUUUAAGGACUGGGCGUACGGUCCGGUGUACUCGUCCCUCUAUGAUCUCUCAUCACUGGAUACAUGUGGAGAGGAGCCAUCUGUGCUGGAGAUCCUCGUCUACAACAGUCGCAACGAGAACCGUCAUGAGAUGUUGGCAGUGGAGCCCAUCAACGAGCUGCUCCGGGCCAAAUGGCAGAAGUUUGGUGCAGUCACCUUUUACAUCAGUGUGGUUUCCUACCUCAUCACCAUGAUCAUCUUCACACUCGUGGCGUAUUACCACCCAACACAGGAAGAGCCUCCGUACCCGUACAACACCUCCUCUGACUACGUGCGGAUGGCGGGGGAGGUCGUCACCUUGGCAUCAGGAAUCUUCUUCUUCCUCACCAAUAUUAAAGACGUCUUCCUGAAGAAGUGUCCUGGGGUGAAGUCUUUAUUAAUUGAUGGAUCCUUUCAGCUGCUGUAUUUCAUCUACUCUGUGCUGAUUGUAGUCACAGCUGCUCUCUACCUGUCGGGCAUUAAGGCCUAUGUGUCUGUGAUGGUGUUUGCACUUGUCCUGGGCUGGAUGAACACCCUUUACUUCACCAGAGGCCUGAAGCUCACUGGCACCUACAGUAUAAUGAUACAGAAGAUUCUUUUCAAAGACCUUUUCAGGUUUCUGUUGGUGUAUGUGCUCUUCAUGAUUGGAUAUGCAUCAGCCCUGGUGACCCUGCUGACCGUGUGUCCUCCACCAGGAUCUGAGUGUGACGGGGACUGCCCCACCUACCCAAAGUGCAGGGACCCCGACACGUUCAGCAACUUCCUACUGGACCUUUUCAAGCUGACCAUUGGGAUGGGAGAGCUGGACAUGAUCAGCAGUGCACAGUAUCCCGCCGUCUUCCUCAUCCUGCUGGUUACUUACAUCAUCCUCACGUUUGUGCUGCUGCUCAACAUGUUGAUCGCUCUGAUGGGGGAGACGGUGGGGCAGGUGUCCAAGGAAAGCAAGAAGAUCUGGAAGCUUCAGUGGGCGACAACCAUCUUGGACAUCGAGCGCUCAUUCCCAGUCUGCCUGCGCAGGUCUUUUCGAUCCGGGGAGAUGGUGACCGUGGGGAAGAACUGGGACGGCACACCUGACCGACGCUGGUGCUUCAGGGUGGACGAGGUUCGCUGGUGUCACUGGAAUCAGAACCUGGCGAUAAUCAGCGAGGACCCAGGCCAAGUCAAUGUGCAGCAGCAGGGCGUUGGAGUCUUGAGGAGAGAUCGCUGGUCCACGGUAGUCCCACGAGUGGUGGAGUUAAAUAAGGGUCGUGAGGCAGUGGUGGAGAUGGAGCCUCUGACACGCAGGCGCUGACACCGGCAGAGGACUAGUACUGUCCCUCUUCUAAAGAGACAGAGGAGAGCCAUCAGCGUCAGUGACACGACUCUGCUGGGGACAAUCUGGCCAAUAAGUGCUUCUAAUUUGCACAAAUCUCACGUGCCUUUUCUUCACACAGAGAAUAGUAGAUAUUACAGUGAGACAGUCAGUAUUGGACAGAGGACUGAGAGCACAGAGAUACUGGAUUUACAAUGUCCUAAAAAAUAACUCAAGUAUGAUUUAAAGAAAACUAAAUAGAGUAAUUCAUUUCUGUCAAUAUCGAUAAGUAUCACAAUGAAUGUCACAUUAUUAUUUCUCUUUCUCUUGAGAAUAAGGAAAAUUUGGCAUUAAUGACACAGUGAUCUGUUAACUAUGAUUUUUUUUAUUCAAAAAGAAACAUGAAAAUGUAAAUGUACUGUAUUCCACAUGUUAGACAUAUAUUAGCAGUGUAAAUGAAAGCUUUGAACCAUUUACACAUGAAAAAUAUUUUUUCAAGAGAACAUUGCAGUAAAUAUUUAUAAAUUUAUACAUUAUAAUUCAGCUUAAGGUUGCGUGUUUUUAUUAUAUAUAUAUAUAUAAAUAUAUGAUGUGUGCAUAAGUAAUUAUAUGUAUAUGCUGGUUUGUAUAGAGGAUGUUUUAUACAAUAUUUUGUCUUUUCUAUAUUGUAUCAGUCAAAUAGUUUUAAAUCUAUGAAAGUCUCAGUCUUGGACUGGCGGAGCAGGCAGCCCUCAUUUGAACUGAAACAAUGCACUGUGCCAAUUUCUGAUGUGUCCAUUAUUAUAUGAAUACAAAGACAUUGUUCCGAACAAGAUGGGCAUGAUGAGCAGGUUGUACUUGUCAAGCUAAUGUGCAAAUAUGAGACAAUAGCCUUCCGUGUUACGGUUUGUCUUUGAAUUUCCAGAGUUAUUGUUCCUAUGCAGCUGGGGUAUUUGCAUAAUCAACUCUCAGGCCUCACCAUUAUGUACUUUCCUCUAUUUGCUGCAGUGUUUUCGUUGCUCUUGGCUCAAUGCCCUAUACAGCAGCUCUCUUUUUCUAUUUGUCUCUACUGAAUGUAUGCAUCUAUACGUGUUAAUGCACAUUGAUGAGGAGCAGAGAGACAAUACAUUUCAUUUAGACCCUAACCCUUACUGUUGAAGGUCGCAGGUCAUUGUUCACUUUGUUUACAUGGAGACACGUCUAUGCAUUAUAUUUGGUUUGUACCUUGCUGCACAGAACAAUAAACACUGAAUUUAUUUAUAAAGCACACAACAGUCUGUCUUGCUAUUUCUGCAUGCAAAGAUUUUAGAUUUUCUAAUCGGUACUUGAAUAAUUUUACAUGCAAAACAGUUUGCAUGUAAAGAAACAA
Pleuronectes platessa (European plaice) is the source of this 4273-nucleotide messenger RNA. It is a transcript of the gene trpv4, whose product is annotated as transient receptor potential cation channel, subfamily V, member 4. NCBI's taxonomy places the organism in Eukaryota, Metazoa, Chordata, Actinopteri, Pleuronectiformes, Pleuronectidae. Gene Ontology annotation, biological process: osmosensory signaling pathway; actin filament organization; calcium ion import across plasma membrane. Gene Ontology annotation, molecular function: calcium channel activity; protein binding. Gene Ontology annotation, cellular component: membrane; cilium. The transcript is spliced from 17 exons. The coding region runs from base 322 to 2925 and encodes 867 amino acids. The record is from RefSeq and is a predicted model, not a curated record.